This is a messenger RNA of Folsomia candida, 1308 nucleotides long. RefSeq names its product cell cycle control protein 50A. Bases 99 to 1232 code for a protein of 377 amino acids. The record is from RefSeq and is a predicted model, not a curated record. Gene Ontology annotation, cellular component: Golgi apparatus; endoplasmic reticulum; plasma membrane. The transcript is spliced from 9 exons. Lineage: Eukaryota; Metazoa; Arthropoda; Collembola; Entomobryomorpha; Isotomidae.
GAUAAAACGCAACACUCAUUCUUGGUGAUUCAGUUAUCCCGUCCCAUUCCAUCCGAAUGUUUAAUUUGUUGUAUUAGAACAAAACAUUGUGUAAAAUAAUGAGUUCAAUUUCUUCAGCCACGAAUCAAAAGCUGAAAAAGAAGAAAACUGGGUGGGAAAGGCUGAAACAACAAGAACUUGCAGCAUGGCAGCCUAUUUUCUCUCCCAGAGGAAUUUCCCCUCUGUUCCUGGUCUUCGGUGUUCUUCUCAUCCCCCUUGGAGUUCUUAUCUUUACAAUGUCAAAAAACAUACAAGAACUUAAAUUCGACUACACAGAUUGUCUCAACUCAAACGGAGACAAAUGUUCGGAUAUUGUACAGAAAAUGACUGGAGAAAGCUGUAGUUGCAUCAUUAAUUUUCAACUCGAGGAGCCAAUGAAGGGAAAGAUUCGAUUAUACUACGCUCUCUCUAACUUUUAUCAAAAUCACCGUGAAUAUGUUGCUUCAAGAGACGAUGAUCAACUCCUGGGAAAAAUUGGAACGUCCACGCCUAUCAGUCCUUCGUCAGAUUGUGAUCCUUUUGGGAUAGCUCCGAAUGGAAAAAUCUACUUUCCCUGUGGCGCAAUUGCUAAUUCCAUGUUCAACGAUACAUACACAAUGUUUCGUCAUCUCAACGACGGGAGUAAAACUGAGGUGCGAAUGAUUCGCACUGGAAUCGCAUGGGAGAGCGACAAGAAGCACAAGUUCAAAAAUCCUGACUUGUUUUUAGAUAUUAACAACACCAAAUUCUGGGACAAGUUUGUGCAGCCCAGGGAUUGGGGCAAAUCACUUUGGGAUCUGGACAAAGUGGAUGCAAAUAAUAAUGGAUUGCAAAAUGAAGAUCUUAUUGUCUGGAUGAGAGUGUCGGCUCUCCCAAACUUUAGAAAGUUGCACAGAUUCAUUGACAUGGCCUCCCUGGGAAGCAAUGGGGAAAUGCCGAAAGGGAGCUACUCGUUUGAAAUACAAUACAAUUACGAGGUUGCCUCAUUUGAAGGAACAAAAACUUUGAUAUUAACUGAACAAGCAUUUUUUGGGGGGAGAAAUGUUAUUCUGGGAAUUAUACUAAUGAGUGUUGGCAGCUUUGUCUUACUUCUUGGGCUCAUCUUAUUAUUGUUGAGUUUCAAGAGAAGAACGACAUGGUCACGAGGAAGCAAAAUAUCACGUGACUAUGGAACUCAAGGUACUACAACUGUAAGGCGAUCUAAAAUUGCAUAACGUUAAGCUUAGUGUAUAUGAAUAAAAAAGUCGUGUUAAUAAGAGAUCAACGAAUAAAAAUAAGAAAGGAAAGUUA